This is a messenger RNA of Fomitopsis serialis, 979 nucleotides long. RefSeq lists its product as uncharacterized. Lineage: Eukaryota; Fungi; Basidiomycota; Agaricomycetes; Polyporales; Fomitopsidaceae. The coding region runs from base 1 to 912 and encodes 303 amino acids. The record is from RefSeq and is a predicted model, not a curated record. The transcript is spliced from 5 exons.
AUGUCCACCGGUGGCAUGCCUAAGAGGAUGUCUAUUGAUCUUGUAACCUGGGGAUACGCAAGGUCCCUUGAUGUGCCAGCCCCGGAACCCAGCCCGAAUUUGGUUGCGCCCUCUCAAAUGCGCAUUUGGGAGGGGGCAGACAAACGCUCGGAUGUCCCAGAAUCGACCUACACCAGAACGCCGGACCAGCCAGGCCUCGUCACAAUCGGCUACCAAGCAGGCCGAGUCUCCGGGAGGGGCUGGCUCUAUUCCGGAAGACCAGAGCCCUGCCGUCCCGGGCGUGGCUUCAAGAACGCUCCUGCUGCGUCGGGUCACGAAGAGCGGACCAAAUCUACGGAUAAUCCUGCUGGCGCCAGCACAGCUGUACGGGCUCUGGGUCCCUCUGCGCCGGCCGCUUCGUCAUCUGGUACUCAUCUCGCAUCUACCCGUGCUGCGACCAACUUAGCUCCUGGUCCUGGUGUCUCUUCGGCUGGUCUCCCUGGAGCCUCGGGGUCUCUGGCACUCGGCGGAACGACGGCCUCUGUAUCUGGUGCCUCCGAUGACCCGGUCCCAUCCAACGUACCUGUGACGACUCAUACUGCCGAGAAUGGGCGCGAACUCCAAGACGCGACAACGAGGCUAGUGUCCCGCUGCCACAAUAAUGCGGUGCAGAUCGCUUCGCUCCAGGAACAGCUGGAGGCAUGCAAGAAGGACAAGAGCGACUUGGAGGUUGAUGUCAUCCUGGUGGAGGUUUCCGUGAGGGCCAAGGAGCAGGAGCGACUGGACCAGGUGGUCCAGUCGCAUAACGAAGCGAUCCGGGAGCUGCAGAGCACGCUGUCGGACGUGACGACGGUACAUGAAGAGCUGCAGGUGCGGUACGACCGCCUUGUCAGAGAUUUGGAUUCUGUAACUGCGUCCAUUGCGCGCCCGUAAGGCGAGCCCAUCCCAGCUGGCUUCGGUGUAGGAUGAUUGGAUACGUCUGUGAGCCUAUAUUGAUGUA